CGGUUACAGUCAAGGCCAUCGACCUCAGCAACACCUCCUCCGCCUACUAUACCCCGGCGACAAUAUCCUCCAAGCUGAUGCACAUCUCCGGACAGCCAGGCAGUACGAAGAAUAGCUUUGUCCCCGCCGACUACGAAUCUCAAAUCCAUCUUGCCCUGUUCAACCUGCGCAAGAUCCUCCUCAAUGCCGGCGCGUCGGUCAAAGACAUCGCCAAGCUCACCUUAUUCAUCGUCAAUUAUGACGCGUCAAGGAGGAAGCACACAAGACACAUUCAGAAGUUUCUGCGAGGACACCGGCCAGCGAUAACGUUAAUUCCUGUGCCCAAGUUGGCGGUUAACUCUUGGCUGUUUGAGAUCGAUGCCGUUGUGGCUGUCCCUGAGCCUUCGCCAGCAACAGACCUUCGCCUCACACUGCCUGCAGUAACGGAGUCGGUAGACGUGGUGGUUAUCGGCGCUGGCCUGUCCGGUUUGACGGCCGCCCGCGAAGUCACGCAGCAGGGCCUCUCAUACAUCGUCCUUGAGGCACACAACCGAGUCGGCGGUAAGACCUGGAGCAAACCUUUGAAAGAGGUGUACGCGCUUGCGAAGGCUGUUGGCGCUGAGCUGAUUGAACAAAACACAACUGGAAAAGUUGUAUUCCAAGGGUUCGAUCGGGAAUGCUCAUCUUUCAGUUAUAGAGAGCUACCAAAUUUCGACGAAGCUACAAAACAAGGCGUCGCCGACAUCCGCGACAUGGUCGAAGCGGAUUGCCAGGCCGUUGUUACGUGGAACCCACAGGACACGAACCUCGAUGCCCUCACGUUCGAGGCUUAUCUGCGGUCGCGAGGAGCCAGCGAGACUGCUGUUGCCACAGCCACAACCUGGACCCGCGCUAUGCUGGGACAGGAGCCGUCUGACAUCUCUGCACUUUAUUUCCUCAAUUAUUGCAAAUCUGGCGGUGGCUUAUUGCAGAUGCGUUCCGAUCGCAAGAAUGGCGGGCAGUACAUGCGCAUUCGCCAGGGCACACAACAUCUGUCACUUGGUUUGGCAGCUUCUCUGUCUGCCGGCACAGGCCGCCUGCAACAGCCUGUUCGCGCAGUCUUCACAGACGGCCCUCUCGGACCAUCAAACGGCGUAAUUGCCGCCCGCAAAGUCAUCACGACGCUGCCUGGUCCAGCACUAAGAGGUAUUACCUUCCACCCCCCACUGCCGCUGUCAAAACAAGCCUGGAUCGACUCGCUGGUCUACGGAUACUACGCAAAAGCUAUGAUGGAGUUCAAGACACCCUUCUGGUCCGAGCGCGGCUUCUGUGGGUUGGUCCAGUCGUUUGCCGGUCCUGCCGGUGUAAUCCGCGACUCUUGCGUUCCAGCGGACAACAAACCCGGGAGGACAUGGUCGGAGUUGUCAACGCGCGACCGAGAGGUCAAGCUGCUCGAGCAGUUGGGCCGGCUCUUCAAUUACGAGGAUGGCAUCCAAGAGGAGUUUGUUCAGUUGAACGUCUAUGAAUGGGUUAAAGACGAGUACGCUGGCUGGGGCUGUCCUUGCACGUCACUCGGCCCUGGCGUUCUCGACACCCUGGAUGGAGAGCCAUUGAUGAAUACAUGUUGGCUGGACGACUCCUUAGAGAGAGCCACUCACAUUGGCCAUGUCGAGAGGGACAUAUACUCACAAGAGGGAAGG
Messenger RNA from Clonostachys byssicola, 1658 nucleotides. NCBI's taxonomy places the organism in Eukaryota, Fungi, Ascomycota, Sordariomycetes, Hypocreales, Bionectriaceae. The record is from the annotation of a GenBank genome assembly.